UCUCUCCAUCCACACACAGUGAUUCACACACACAGAAUCGACUACUAUGACGGAGCCGGUCGCCGCCGCCGAUAAAUCCGACGGACUGGAUAUUGUUUCGAUCGGAAAACUAUAUGAAGGUCCUUGGGAGAAAAAGUAUUGGAGCUCAUCUAGGGGUAAAGACCGGCAUCCAUAUCCAGUUGGAUAUGUAUCUCUGCGGGCGAAUAACGGGAAUACCUACAAGAUGGCAAUCCUUGAGGGACUUAAAGGACCCGAAUUUGUGAUUAGUUCAACAGAUGGACAAUCUAGUUCUGGUCAAACUCCAGAUAUUGCAUGGGAUGGCUUUCAAAAAAAGAGCUGUGUUCGUAUAAAGUUUUGGCGAGGAAAGAGAUUCUCGUGUAAGAUAGAUGGCGCAGAGGUAGUUGUUUUGGUUUCUUCUGUGUACACAUUCAAGUUUCUUUUUGGGUUCAAAAAUCCACUUGUCUCGAGGUUAUUACGGGGAUUGAAGGCAAAUGUCAGCGAAACUACAGAGCAAAGUUUGCAAUCUUCUUCCUGUAGCGAUGUGCAGCCAAAAGUAACACGUGAACAUCACGCUGAUGUGGAACCAAAGUUGGUUAAAACUUCGGGUAAAGAGAAAAGGAGUAAGAAGCGUAGAGAAGUUCAUGUGAAAUCACUCAGUGGUACCAAUCCUAAAAGAGGACGACCUCGAGAUCCGAUACAAAGAGAUGAUGGACCACAUUGCAGCCAGAAUGAAGAGAACAGUGGCCUGGAAACGGUUUCUUGUAUUGGAAAUAAUAAUUCUGAAUUGUUAUCAGUAAAAGAUGGUGCGCAGUUUGAUACUUCUAUCACUUCUGAACAUCUUGAAAUGGAGAAGUGUAUGUCUGCCCAAGAUGUUUCUACAGGUUCCAAAGAUCUUAUAUUAAUUGGAGAAGGUACCAACUUGUUUGAAAACCAGGAAAAUCUUGACGUGUCGAUGUCGAACCGCACACUCACCUCUAUGAAGACAGAUGAACAGGUUAACUUACCAGUUCAAAAAGAUUCUCAGAUGUUGAAUGAUGUGGACCUCUAUGCACCUGAUACUUUGGAUCUAACCUUAGACAGUACAUGCAUUCCGGAGGUGGAGAUCCCCAAAGAAAGUACUUGUGCCUUAUAUGAAAAGUUACAUUCAUCUUCAAUUCCAGUUUCUGAAAAUUGUGUAACCGAUUCACAUAUAAAAGAUGAGAUGAUUAUUUCCACCGGAAGCGAAAAUUCUGAGAAGAGUGAUUCAGAUCCACUUGGACAUGAGAUAACCAAUUCAAUGAUGACAUUACUGCUUCCCCGGGCUCUUCCUCUUCUCAGGACUUUCUCAAGAAAGAAAAAGACCUCCAAAAACUGUACAAAGAAAGAUCUUUAUGGAACAACAGAGCAUCAAAGGAAAGAAACUGACCUAUGUCAAGAGGAUGUACCUUCAGCCAAAUAUUCUGAGCAAAUUCAGUUGGAAAAGCUUACUGGUGAAGCUCAUAUUCAAGAGAAACUCUUCACAGGAAAGGAUAGCUGUAAGAAAAAGGAUGAUGCUGUUCUUCUCCCAGGUACAGAUACAAGUACGGUUGCACCUGGUUUAGAGGAUUCAGUAACUGUUGCACCUGAUAGUUUUGAGAACGGUCAAUUUGAAGUCAUGGAGAGUACUCAGGCUGGACAUGUUGAAGAUACUGUUGAAGCUGAUCAAGAUACUGUUAUGAAUUCAUGUACCGAUGAAGGGAUCCAUGUGUUUCCUAAUAAUCAAGCUAGUGAAGCAGUAGAGGGAUUUGGAGCUGCUAUCAUGUCUUCUAUGCUAACUGUUGAUCACGGAGCUCCAAAGGAAACAAUAGGUUUCACUGUAGGUGUUGUUGAUGGCAAUGAAACACGCUCAACCGCCGAUGUAUCUGCCUCAAAUACUCAAAUUGAUAAGUUGAGACAUGGAGAACAAAUUGACAGACUUCAACUGGAUAGAGUACCCACAGGGCCUAACGGUGCACAACAUCAAGACGAUAUUUUUCCUCCAAACUACAAAGUUGUUCCAGAGGUUUGUGGAGAAUCAGUGAACCGUGAAGAACAAUGUGAAGCCUCCGACUCCACCGAAUUGUUUGAGCAGGGUCAUCAGGAGGUAGAUGGUUCACUUUUAGAUCUGCAGGAUCAAAGAGCUAGUCAACAUGUCAAGACUAAAAUGGUGCACAGUAAUAAGGAAGCCAAAAUGUCAUCCAAUGAUGAGUUAGAGAAUGUAUUUGAGCAUUUAGGUUGCUAUGUGCAUCCAACACCAAUCUCAAUGGUAAUGUUGAGAACAAAAGGGAACGAGGUAUUCAUAUGUGUUUUAUGUGGAUCUUUGAUGGAAAAAGACAGAACCUUGCUCUUUUACAAGGCAUCUAUCGAAGGAGAAAGAAGAGGUUGCCCUUCUAUUAUUGGUCAUACAACAAUUGUGUCACCAAUUCCAAGAUAUGCAUCUGGCAGACAAAUUUUGUUGGAUAGCUCAAGUUUGCAGUUUACUCCAGAUGGAGAAUGUCUUGUUCUACUGAAUGAAAUUAAAGCUCCAUACUGCAGGGAAGGCAGUGUGAACUGUUCAUGUUCACCUUGUACAUCAGAUUGUUUCGAGAAGAAUGCAGUAAAAGUUGUGCAAGUAAAACUUGGCUAUGUUGAAGUGGUAUGCAAACUAAAAACCACUAACAACGUAUGCUCUAUAUUAGUUUGUGAACCUAAUUAUCUUGUUGCUGCUGAAGAUAGUGGAAGAGUGAACUUGUGGGCCAUGAACUCACCUUGGAGUGCACCAACAGACCAAAGCUACUUACCAUCAUCUGAUUGCAUGCCAAACUAUAUAGUUGAGAUGAAGAGAAUACCAAGUUUUCCAUCUCUCAUUGUUGGUCACAGUGCAUGUGGGGAUUUCUUCUUGUGGGACCUACCACGAAGAGCCCUUGUGUCCAAGUUUUCAGCUCCAGGAACUUCAUCUCUUCCCUUCCUUCCUAUUAAUAUAUAUAGGUGUCCCAGUCAAGCUUCUUUUACCACAGAUGCUUGUAGAAAGAACAAAGUUGCAGAUAUAAUGGAGGAAACACAAAGGUGGUCUAUGAAAACAGACUGCCAUUCUUCACUUCCAAUAAAUGAAGACCUGUCCCUUGUUCUUCUCAUCUCCUCUGUCUCAAAUGUUGAUCUUCACAAUGACUAUCUAUAUAAAGAUUCCGGAGUCACUCCAGCCGGAUCCUGGAGCCUAGCAUUGUUGGCCAAAGGAAAGCUGGUUCAAGAAAAUUCUUUGGAUCCUAGUGCCACCAUAGCUGGUGCAUCAGCAGGUUAUGGUAUAAUAGGUACAAGAGAAGCUUCUCUAUACAUAUGGGAAAUGUCGACAGGUACUAAGCUCGGUUAUCUGAGUCAUUGCAAAGGAGCCACGUUGUCAUGUUUGGCUGCUGAUGACUCAAAUUCUGGUGCUUUUGCAGUGGCUAUUGAUGACAGCCAGCUGCAGGUAUAUAUUCCUGGAACAUUAGCAAAUAGUAAUAAUCAUGAUUAGACGAGGUAAUUAAUUUGCAGGCCACAACAAAGUUGUGAAUACUUGUAUAUGAGCAAACGAAGUUGGACAAGUAAUUGGAUAACAUGUCCUUUCUUUUACUAGAUCAUGUAGCGUGCCCAUACAAGUAAAUUUUGUAGUAGAAUCUGUAAUUGGGUUGACCCGUGAAUGUUUUUGUCCUUAUUUUGAGUUUUAUCACUAAA
Molecule: messenger RNA, 3684 nt
Organism: Erigeron canadensis
Lineage: Eukaryota; Viridiplantae; Streptophyta; Magnoliopsida; Asterales; Asteraceae
Exons: 13
Coding region: 47-3484 (1145 amino acids)
Biological process (GO): regulation of cell cycle
Cellular component (GO): nucleus
Molecular function (GO): protein binding
Source: RefSeq, a predicted model, not a curated record